GAUAUGUUUUCUGCAUUUGUAGUAAUGACGAUCGGGGCUUCAUUGAUUUAUUGGCACCGCCGUUAAAAAGAAGAGACUGUCCCCACGUGACCGGCUGUACCUACGAAAUCGCCUCCUCCUCCGCCGCCCGGGGGGGCGUAGAGCGCUUCACCCCCCACCCUCCCCGGAGCUCACCUGACGGUCACCCCCCGCCCCCUUCCGCGCCCACGGCUGCCGGCACGGAGCCGCUACGCGGACAUCUCAGCGCAGGGCCGGAGUCGCCGUCGUUGCGAAGAGCAUUCCGCGGGAGGAAGAAGGAGCGCAGAGGCGGGGCGGCCCGUGGGAGGCGACUCUCCUCCUCCUCCUCCUCCUUCUUCACCCUCCUGCAGCCCGGCGGGCCGGCCACUCGCGUGCUAUGUCCAGGAUGUACGUUCGGCGCCGAGUCCCCGAAGCCGACAGAAACGGCGGCGAUCCUAGGGUCGCCGGCAAAAGGAGCUAGGCGAGGCUGUCCGCCGCCGCCGCCGCAUUCUCCUCGGGAGCGCGCGGCGCUCGCACGGCGCUCGCCCCCGCACAGAGCGCGCCGGGCUAUGGGUGCGCACGGCGCGACCGGGACGCCUCGCCCCCCGUGGCCGCUGCUCGUGUUGCUGCUGUGGCUGGCUGCGGGGCCGCCGGGAGUCCAAGGGGAAACCGCGGAACGCACCGAACUGGCGGUCAUGGGCCUCAUGCCCCUGGGCGUGACGGCGGAGACGGGCGAUGACAUCGGGCAGGUGGUGCUGCCCGCCGUGACGCUCGCCGUGCGCCACGUGAACCAGGACGCGUUCCUGCUGCCCGGCUACCGCCUCGGCCUCAAGUGGUACGAUACAGAGUGUGACAAUGCCAAGGGGCUCAAGGCAUUUUUUGAUGCCAUCAAGAAGGGGCCCACGCACCUCAUGAUUUUCGGGGGCGUCUGUCCCUCCGUGACCUCUACGAUCGCCGAGGCCCUGCAAGGAUGGAACCUGGUUCAGCUCUCGUUCGCGGCCACGACCCCCGUGCUGGCGGACAAAAAGAAGUACCCGUACUUCUUCAGGACGGUGCCCUCGGAUAACGCCGUCAACCCGGCCAUCGUGCGCUUCCUUCACCUCAUCAAGUGGACGCGUGUAGGGACCCUGGCACAGGACGUGCAACGCUUUUCUGAGGUCCACAAUGACCUGACCAAGGAGCUGGAGAAGAUGGACAUCGAGGUGGCCGACACGCAGAGUUUUUCCAACGACCCCUGCGCCAACGUACGCAAGCUCAAGGACGCCGACGUGAGGAUUAUUCUGGGACAAUUCGACGAGGAAAUGGCCACCAAGGUGUUCUGCUGCGCCUACCAGGAGUCCAUGUACGGCAGCAAGUACCAGUGGGUGAUCCCGGGCUGGUACAGGGAGCGGUGGUGGGAGCGCACUCGGCCCCCUGAGUGUCCUGAGCGCGGCCUUUUUGAAGCCAUCCAGGGAAACAUCGCGGUCGACUUCAUGCCUCUCAGCACCCGGCCCAUCCAGACAAUCUCUGGGCAGACCCCGCAGCAGUACGAGCACGAGUACAAGCGGCUGCGGCGGGAGUUGGGCGGCGCCGAGGCGGCCACGGCCGGCGCGUCGCCCCACAGCAAGUUCCACGGCUACGCGUACGACGGCGUGUGGGUGAUGGCGCAGGCGCUCCACCGCUCCAUCGGCCUGCAGCGCGCCUCCAGGGAGCCCAACGCCUCCAUCGAGGCCUUCGGCUACGACAACGCGCACCUGGGCCGCACCAUCCUGCGCGCCAUGAACGAGACAAACUUCCAGGGUGUCACUGGGCAGGUUAUCUUCAGGAACGGGGAGAGGCUGGGCACCAUCGAGUUCACCCAGUUUCAAAAUGGGCAAAGAGUGAAGGUGGGCGAGUACAACGCCGUCGCCGACCAACUGGAGCUCAAUAGAACGAUCCUCUUUCAAGGUGCGACGCCACCGCGGGACCACACCUUCGUGGUGAGCAAGCGGCGCGAGGUCUCCUUGCUGCUCUACAGCAUCCUGGCGAUGCUCACCUGCCUCGGCAUGCUCAUGGCCUCCACCUUCCUCUUCUUCAACAUCAAGAACCGCAACCACAAGCUCAUUAAGAUGUCGAGCCCCUACAUGAACAACCUGAUCAUCCUGGGGGGCAUGUUCUCCUACAUGACCAUCUUCCUCUUCGGCCUGGACGGGGCCCUCGUGUCCCCGGGCACCUUCGAGAGAGUGUGCACCGUCCGCACGUGGUUCCUCACCGUGGGCUACACUACGGCCUUCGGGGCGAUGUUCGCCAAGACGUGGCGCGUCCACGCCAUCUUCAAGAACGUCAAGAUGAAGAAGAAGAUCAUCAAAGACCAAAAGUUGUUUGGCAUCGUGGGCGGCAUGCUGCUCAUUGACCUGGUCAUCCUCAUCUCCUGGCAAGUGCUGGACCCCCUGAAGCGCAUUGUGAAUGACUACCCCAGGGAGCAUCCCGAGGGCGGGGAGGACUUCACAAUCCUUCCCCAGCUGGAGCACUGCGAAAGCACUCACAUGACCAUAUGGCUCAGCAUCGUCUACGCCUACAAGGGCCUCCUCAUGGUGUUCGGCUGCUUCCUGGCAUGGGAGACGCGGAACGUGUCGAUCCCGGCGCUCAACGACAGCAAGUACAUCGGCAUGAGCGUCUACAACGUGGGCAUCAUGUGCAUCAUCGGGGCGGCCGUCUCCUUCCUGACGCGCGACCAGCCCAACGUGCAGUACUGCACCGUCGCCCUCGUCACCAUCUUCUCCUCCACCAUCACCCUCUGCCUCGUUUUCAUGCCCAAGCUGAUCGCCAUGCGCACGAACCCGGACGCGGCCACGCGCAACCGGCGCUUCCGCUUCACGCAGGCGCAGAAGCGCGAGGACGCGCGUACGCCGCCCUCCGUGUCCAGCGUCAACCACAGCUCGAGCGGCCGCCUCGAGGGGCUGCAGGCUGAGAACCAGCGCCUGCGCAUGUACAUCACUCAGCUGGAUUCUGAGCUCGAGCACAUCACCAUGGAGAUGCAGGAGAGCCCGGAGAAAGCCCCGGGCCCGUGGGGAAACGCAAACUACGCGAACGCAGCCGCCGGCUACGGGGUCAGCGCUCAGCGACCUCUGCUGCAGGACGGCGUGAACCCCAGCAACGCGCGGAACCACACGGGCGGCCAGAGGGAGGAGCAGCGACCGUGCGGCAUCACCAACCCCUCCCUGGACGAGCGCGGCGCCGGCGGUACCGGCGGCGGCGGCGGCGGCGGCAUCGCCAUCGUCCUGCCUGGCUCGGAGGACCCGGCCGGCGCACAGUCGCCCGACAGAUGCCACAGGCGGCUCUCCAUCCAGCUGCCCAUCCUGCACCACGCGUACUUCCCCACGGUGGGCGGCGCCGACCCGGGCGACCCGGUGCCCUGCUGCAGCCGCGCGCCGGCACACGCCGCCGUCCAGGCGCGACCCCCGCCGCUGAAGGUCAUGGUCACGGGGUUGUGAGAGACGCCAAGUGGCAGGGAGCGGAGGAGGCGGGGGAGGGGAGCAACAGCCAGGCGCGGGGCGGAGGGGUUAAGCGAGCCGAGUAAAGAAAAGCCACGAGCGGACGACUUUGAAGGAUGCCUGCUGCCCCCCGCCCCGCUCCCCCCCCCCCCCCGGGGAUGGGACUUGAACCUGGACAAAGGGGAACUCGUCGAACUUUUGCUCCAGACGUUUUUUGGCAUGGGCACAGAAGAGACCGCCUUCAUGGCAGUUAUUUAUUUAUUCCUUCAUUAACCCCCAAUCGCUGUUUAUUUUUGCGUCGGUAAGUCUCGAAUCAAAACGACCAGGGGGGGGGGGGGUUCCGUUGAUGUUGUUCGCGUCUUCUUGAAGAGGGUUUCGAGAGUUGUUUAAGAGGCCGCCAUCGUGAGUUGUAGGCGACCCCCUCGGUGGUGAAUUGCUCUUCAAGGGGACAAUCGCAGUGUUUUCAGCCACUUUUACCUACAAUUAUUUUCUACAUCCACGCGGCACCAAAAGCGCAUUUCAAAAAUGCAAUAUUUCCACCGAAUAGGUUUUUUUGUAAAAAGGAAUCAUUUGUAGGAUAGCCACAGCAACAUUUUCACGCACGCGCAAUCCGUCAGCGGGGUAACUCACGACCGCGAGACACUGCGCUGGCAGCCGAGAUCUCAUGACGAGCUUUUAUAUAUUUGUAACGAUUCAAAACAUGCCCCGAUAUCGGGCGACAUUAAUAGGCUCGGCGGGGAAAACGCCUCCCUCGUGCCGCGCUCAUCAUCAAGGUGGCUUCAAUCUGCGAAGGAUCCACGCCCGCCCAAUUGCUUGGCGUGUGGCACCCGUGAACCGAUAACCGAAUCAAUCGUGGAAGGGGCGGUGGGGGUCACUUCAAGGCAAUGUGCGACACUCACCUGAUCUCAGGUGAUCUCAGGUGAAAUCACCUGAACUCACCUGAUCUCACCUGAGCUCAGAUGAGAUCACCUGAACUCACCUGAUCUCACCUGAGCUCAGGUGAGAUCACCUGAGAUCACCUGAACUCACCUGAUCUCACCUGAGCUCACCUGAGCGCUUACGCUUUGCGUCCACACGGUGGUGCCAACGCGCCGCUUGCCCGGACCGAAUGAAGGAGACGCCGGCGACGAAGGCAGCGCUUGCCCACAGCGACGUUUGCCCACGGUCCUCCUUGUGGCCGCGGGGCGACUUUGCGCGCGCGUUUCUUCCUCAAAGGGGCAAUCGCCAGUCCACGCGCGGCGAGCAUCACCGAGGCCGCGAGGUUCCCGGCGCUCCGCAGCCCCCGAGGCGUCCGGCUCGCGCAACCAACAGCCGCCCGCGCCUGCAAAACGCCGUUCCGACGACACGUGCGCGGUCCACGGGGCGUUUUCGUUUUGUACGAACGCCGGCGUGCGGUGCGAACCCCCUGGGCAAGCAGCACAGUGUUACGAGCCGAUGCCGCUUUGAGCCAAUUAACCCCGGGGCCACGGUGCGCGCAAUGUGUCAACUGCAUGGUCGCUUUUGGGAACCGUUUUGUACUGUAAUGAAGUGGAUGUACAGAUUAAACCACCUAGCUCUCUAUGAA
Molecule: messenger RNA, 5013 nt
Organism: Petromyzon marinus (sea lamprey)
Lineage: Eukaryota; Metazoa; Chordata; Hyperoartia; Petromyzontiformes; Petromyzontidae
Product: gamma-aminobutyric acid type B receptor subunit 2-like
Biological process (GO): gamma-aminobutyric acid signaling pathway; G protein-coupled receptor signaling pathway
Cellular component (GO): G protein-coupled receptor heterodimeric complex; membrane
Molecular function (GO): G protein-coupled GABA receptor activity
Source: RefSeq, a predicted model, not a curated record